CAUCGACUGAGGUCAGAGAACCAGUAUACUCAGAUUCUUGUUGAAUCAGUUACCUGUGACUUGCGUGCAGUCGGGUUUAACCAGUGGGACCUGAUUCCACAAUCUCCACCCAGUUUGUACGAAUGCAGGGUGCUGGUGUGAGUUCUGUUCCCCUACCAAUGAUUUAAGUCUGAUACCUGCAACCUGCACAACACAGAGUCUGAAGAUGGCCUUUUUCAAGAAAAUUUUUAACAUAAUAACUGACCACAAGCCAAAAGACGACUCGGGCAAAGAUUCUUCCAAAGGAAGCGGCGCGCCUUACUACGGCACCGUCCGGCCUGAUCCGAACUUCAACGCCAGCAGAGAUGCUGCUGCUUUACAGAAAGCCAUUGAGACUAACGGUGUGGAUGAAAAUGCCAUUACAGAGAUACUGGCUAGACGGUCUAAUGCACAGAGACAGGAAAUCAAAGCCGCUUUUCAGCAAGAGACUGGAAAGGAUUUGGAGAAGACCUUGUCCUCAGUCCUGAAGUCCCAUUACAAAGACGCGGCCCUGGCCCUGCUGAUGACUCCCGCCCAGUACGAUGCCCAUGAGCUCAGACGUGCCAUGAAGGGCUUUGGAACCAAUGAAAAGGCGCUGAAUGAAAUUCUGGGGACGAGAUCAAACCAGGAAAUUAGCUUGUUUAAAACUGCCUAUAAAGAUGCUUACGGAAAGGAACUGGAGAAUGAUAUCCAAGGUGACACUAGAGGACAUUACGAGACGGCUCUGCUCGCCUUGUGCAAGGCUACCCGAAAUGAGGAUCGUGACAUUGAUGAUGGACUCGCAAAAAGUGAGGCCAAGUCUCUGUUUGAAGCUGGAGAAAAAAAACUUGGAGCAGUGACUUCUGUUUUCAUCCAUGUUCUUACCUCCAGAGGUGAUGCCCAGCUGUGCAAAAUUUUCAAGCAGUAUGAAAAGUUAAGCACAGAGGGGUUUGCUAAUGCUGUGAUUCAUGAACUACAUGGAGACACUGAGGAUUGCCUAAUGACCCUGGUGAAAGCAGCCUGGAACAAAUCCGCAUAUUUUGCAGAAAGGCUUCAUCUGGCCAUGAAGGGCUCGGGGGCCGACCAUGGCACACUGAUUCGGGUCAUAGUGAGUCGGUCUGAAGUGGACAUGCAGAAAAUUUUGCAGGAGUACAAAAGGAUGUACGGGACCACGCUUCAGCAAGACCUUCUCGCAGAAACCAAGGGGGAUUAUGCGAAACUUCUCCUGGUGCUCUGCGGAGACCAAACAGGAGCCUGAGCUUGUAAAUUUAAUAUAUUUUAAUGUAUAUGAAAUGCUUUAUAUCUGAAUAAUAAAAAAAUAAAAUGUGAUUACAUUCUAGCUUAAUAAAACUACCCUACUAAAAUUGU
Molecule: messenger RNA, 1365 nt
Organism: Clarias gariepinus (North African catfish)
Lineage: Eukaryota; Metazoa; Chordata; Actinopteri; Siluriformes; Clariidae
Product: annexin A1-like
Exons: 13
Coding region: 206-1255 (349 amino acids)
Biological process (GO): regulation of interleukin-1 production; myoblast migration involved in skeletal muscle regeneration; neutrophil clearance
Cellular component (GO): cytoplasm; plasma membrane
Molecular function (GO): calcium ion binding; phospholipase A2 inhibitor activity; cadherin binding involved in cell-cell adhesion
Source: RefSeq, a predicted model, not a curated record